Molecule: messenger RNA, 10324 nt
Organism: Odontomachus brunneus
Lineage: Eukaryota; Metazoa; Arthropoda; Insecta; Hymenoptera; Formicidae
Gene: Smg6
Product: telomerase-binding protein EST1A
Exons: 28
Coding region: 120-5399 (1759 amino acids)
Biological process (GO): nuclear-transcribed mRNA catabolic process, nonsense-mediated decay
Cellular component (GO): telomerase holoenzyme complex
Molecular function (GO): protein binding; telomerase RNA binding; telomeric repeat DNA binding
Source: RefSeq, a predicted model, not a curated record
CGUACGGAGCGCCAUCUCCCUUCUCCUACCACGCUACUACGGAGAAGUGCGCAUCUACGGAAACGUUACAUUUUCCUCUUUUGCAUCAUGGAAAAAUCUUGAUACGAUUGCAUUUCAAUAUGGCGAACCGCGACAAAGGACGCAGAAAGUGGGGAGGAUAUUCACAAGAAUCGAUGAGUUCUAAACUGGAGAAAGAUAGACUAGCAGGGAUGCGUGGCGGAGGGAAUAGAGCAUCUCAGGCUUUAUACAGACCAGGAAGCGGACCUUUACGUAAAACAAGCAGGUCCGGCAGCACUGCCGACGAAUACGACAACGAAAUGGGCAUGCAAGACAAAUCCAGAUCAACCUCCGUCCAAUAUCGUUUGAGACAGCCACAAUUCAAUAGAUCCAAUCAAGCAAAGGACAGUCCACCUCUGUCACAGAUUGAAGAUGUAGCUGAGAAAUUGAAUAACACACAUAUCCAUUAUAAAAAUAGCAGUAAUGUUGACCCGACAUCAAGCACUGCUCACAAUACCAGCAACACAGGAGCAGGAGGAGGCGAUCCAAAGAGAAAAAAUAAGAAACCUGAGCAGGCAUUGUAUGUACCGAAGAAAGUGAAGGAAGCAUUGGCUGAACAAGAUGCAACCAACAGAUCUCCCAUUCAUGGUGCCCAUACACAUAGUGCGUGGGAACGAGAGAGAGACGAGAGCGACGAUCGUGAUUCCCACUCCAACCGUAGUCACAAGAGCGAUCGUAAUCGCUCGAGCGGUAACAGCAGUCGGGACAAUGAUUGCGAAAGCAGAAUCAGGGAUGACAAUAGUAAACGAUAUUCGGGUAACCGUCGACAUCGUCAUGUUAAUGAGAACGAGGAGCGUUGGCGAUCCGACUCACCGAUAUCUGCUAAGAACUAUGCAAAUCGAAGGGACAAUUUACGCGAAGUCAGACAGGGCUCAGAACCGUUGUCGGUAACCAGUCAGAUGAAUGAUUUUAACCGUACAAGAGACACUCGUAGCGUGGAACCUACUGGACAUUCCGACAAAUUUCAAGGAAAACCACCUUCAGGCAAGCGAAAUAACGCGAAGGAUAGUUUAUCGAAAAAUAUGAAGCUGGAGCUUCUGCCACCACGGUUACAAAAGAAAUAUCUCGCAGAUAAUGGAUAUACUGUACCUACGAGUAAUCCGGGAACGUCCACAGAGGAUUCUUGGAACGGCGGCAGUAUUAUAUUUCAAGGUUCAUCCGGUUACAAUUAUGCACCGACGAUGCAGCAUUCGCAAACGAUGCAAAACUUGCCACCAUCCGGACCGUUGCCACCGCAAUCUAGCUGGGCGAAUACCGUGCCAGCGAGAAGCAGAGGAAGAGGCAGACUCAGACCCGAGGAGUUGGAAGCUACGGCUGGUAGCAUUUUCAGACCUGUCACUCCUGAACAAUAUUCUGCGCCAAGUUCCAGAUCUCAUACACCCAGUCAGGAAUAUAUGAACCGGUCUUACGAUCGUCGUGGUAGCAACAGUACGUAUACCAGCAUGGAAAGUUUGAGCCGCACUGACAGCAUAAUGAUGCCACCGCCGCCACCAUUAUCCACAUCACCCGCAACUUCGCAAUCGAAUUCGAACAGAGGCUACAAGUCACCUGAGAUCCAUCGUAGAGGUGGUGCGACAUCGCCAAUCGCCUCGCAGCAUCGCACUUGCAAUACGCAAAGAGUAACCGCAAACGCAUACGAUCAUAAUUUGGCAUUGGACAAACAGAGCAAUCAACAAACCACGAAUAUUAGCUCAUUGAAAGUCGAAACAUUUAAUCCAUCGUCUAAUACUGCGUCUGAUACUGGUGCAUUCGAUUGGAGCGAAGAAGUGGAAUUGAAUGAGAAGAUGGAAGCGGAAUACUUAAGUCGUAGUUCUUCCAUACUGAGUAUACGUGAGAGUACGAGCAUGCCGCGAAGUCAAGCCGUGGGUGAAAGCUACAAACGACGUAAAAGAAAAAAGAGUGACAAGCACCACGCUGCUGACCGCGGUAAUAGCAAAGGACGAGGCAAUAGUCGCGAACGUCAAAAAAAUCAGCAAAACAGGGAGAAUGACAGCUAUAACAAUAAUCAAAAGAAUAAUAAUAAUAAUAACAGUAGGCGACAUGAUCACAGGAGACAGCGUAAUAUUAUUCAGCGUAGUCGAGAAUCAAGUAAAGACAGGAAUUAUCGCAGCUACAGAAACUUCGACGAUCACAGACACAGAACGGACAGGUACUUAGAUGAAGAUUGGAGAACGGGAAGAAAGAUAUCGAUUUGCGACUCUGACGAUGGGAGACAAACUCCGAAAGUCGCCUCCAAUACUAUUCCGCUUUCAAAUGCGAAUUCGAAUUCAACAACUCAUGGAUCAUCUCCGACGGGAUAUAGUAACGCUCAACCAGGAGUUUUAAUCUUGCCUGAUACUAAUCAGUCGUCUCCAAAACAAACGGCUACAGGGUCUCAGCAAGGAGCUGGACAACAGCAACAACAACAACAACAACAACAACAGCAGCAGCAGCAACAGAGAACGUUAUUUGAUCCAAAUAAUCCACAUAAACCUAUCGUUAUCACUUCACCUGGAAGUAGAGCCGCGGCACAGAGGGAUAGUGAAAUGCAUGUUUCGAACGUUCUAGUAUUUCAGUCUAAUGUAGGUAUCACACCGUCGCAUCAUUCUUUCCAAGGUGCUCAACUGGAUGGUAUGCCAGCGCCGUACAUGAACGACCAAUUGGGAAACAUAAGACCGGCGUGGUAUGAACCGUAUUCAGUGAGUUUUCACUCGGCGAAGAAUCACUGCCUUCUCUUGGACAUAGAACGCGCCGACCUGGAACUGCAAUGGAUACUAAGUUCCGGUGGUUUUACGUCAUGUUGGGACAGAGUCUCAUAUAUACGGCAUUUCCUACAGCAAAGCUUAAAAAUUCUGCUCGAGACCGAUAUCAAGUUCUGUCAGACAGAGAACGUUGAGCAACACUUCUGGAAGAUAUUGUUUUACAAUCUGAUUGAGAUGCUACGGAAAGCGAUGUCCAAAGAGAGUACGGAGGGACGAGAACAUUACAAGAAGAUAAUGUUGAAUAUCAUUGACGAGGGUACUACUUAUCUGGAGAGUUUACUAACCACUCUAGAGACUACAUAUGACUUCAAGUUGGAUACGUUUCUUGCGUCCUCGAGCCUACCGAAAGGUCUGGGACUCUUAGGACUGGCCUUAGUUAGCGCGCAGAAGAUCUUCGUUUUUUUGGGUGACUUGGCGAGAUACAAAGAACAAGCAAACGAGACGACCAAUUACGGAAAAUCUAGACAGUGGUAUCUGAAAGCACAGCAAAUUAAUCCUAAAAACGGCAGACCCUACAAUCAGCUGGCAUUAUUGGCACAUUAUGCAAGACGAAAAUUGGACGCUGUCUAUUAUUACAUGCGGUCUCUCAUGUCAUCGAAUCCUUUCCAUUCUGCCAGGGAGAGUCUUAUUGCGCUGUUCGACGAGAAUAGGAAAAAGUAUCUACAUUAUUACGAGUCUAUCGAACGUAAGCGGAAGGAAGAAAGGGAGUCGAAGGAGCGGGCGAGGAUGAAGGAGAAAGAAGGCGCUAAUAUCAUCGGCGGCGGGCUCAGGAGAGAGACGUGGAUCCAUCCGGGCGACGGUAGACGGGUGCGGCGUACGACGAGCGCGGCCACUGCCAACGAAGUGAGGCUUUCUCACAGCGACUUGGAGGAGUUAUCGCAAUUAACGAGUGUCGAGGUGAACAAACGAUUCGUUACUUCAUAUCUCCACGUUCACGGCAAGCUCAUCACCAAAAUAGGAAUGGAGACUUUUCAAGAAGCUGGUGUCCAGAUGCUGAAGGAAUUUAGAGCUUUAUUGCAGCACUCGCCGCUACCACUUCCCGGCACACGUUUGCUUCAGCUUCUGGCGCUCAACAUGUUCGCAAUUGAGACCACACAGCUGAAGGAUUCCCAGAUGGAGCAAGGAUACCGAUCGGAGGUGCAAGAACGAGCGCUCGUGGUGUCGCUGCAGAUGUUCAGCCUGAUCUUAGAACGCGGAGUAUCUCUGCUGAAGGCUCAGCUAGACAGCGGGAAGGAACCGAGGCUGGUGGUCGGCGAGGAUCUGCAAGUGCUUCUACCGGCUAUUAAGAUCUGGUGCGACUGGAUGCUCUGUCAUAGCACGGUUUGGAACCCGCCGCCGUCUUGCACGGAUUACAGAGUUGGACCGCCCGGAGACGCGUGGAGCAGAUUGGCGACGAUGGUGAACCUCCUGGAGAAAUUAAAUUACACCAGGACAAGCUUGAUUCAAGGCAAGGAAGCCGAGGGUCGCGAAGAAGAAUUAGAACUAGUGAAGUUGCCCGAGGAUAUCACAUUGGCGGGAUUCACCCCUCUCAUGCUGAAUCCCCAGGAUCCUUCUUACGUGGAGAAAACGGAGGACAUGGAAGUGGCUCAGGUGUGUCUGAGGAUAAGCAAGAUCCUCUUCUUCGGUCAAGUGUUCUUGUGCGGCUUGGAGACACCAGUGCUGAAACUGCAGAAGAGCGAGACCGGUGUCAGCGAAUACGUGUCCGUGGUGGAGGCCUCGAGCACGAGUUCACCGAGUUCGCCGCCGGAGCAGGGAGAGAUUUCUACGACGAAAUUAAUUUACCCUCAGAGCGACUCGGAACUCCUAGUGGAGAGUUACAGCGAAGGGGAGGAGGAAGAGUCGAUUUCCAAGCUGAGGAGAUUACCCUCGUGCAGCGUAGCCGACGAUACGAUGGCUCCCGUCGCGGCGGUCGAGAUAAGGUCACUGAUUGAGAGGAAGGAAGAAUUGGAGAGGCGGCAGCGGAAACAGGAUCGACAUCGGCAGCGGGUGCAGGCGAUCUUGCAGAAGUCCUCGGUGUCGGUGGAGAUCGAGGUGAGACCGAGGCAAUUGGUGCCGGACACGAACUGCUUCAUCGACUACUUGCCGCAGCUGCAGAUCAUCGCCAGGGCCACUUCCGGCGCGCAGCCCAUCUAUAGUCUCAUGGUGCCACUUGUCGUGCUAAAUGAACUAGAAGGUUUGGCUCGAGGCGCCGAUGCGAGAGAUUGUCCACCGGCGUCGAGGGCGGCACUGAAUCCUGAACAUGUGGCGCGAGUGGCUGAGAGCGCCAAGGCGGCAUUGGCCUUCGCCAGAAGCCGAAAUCCGGCGAUCCGGUGCUUAACCACGAGAGGCACCGUUCUCACAUCCAGCACUUUUACGGUGGAGGAAGACGUCGACAAGGAUGGACUGACACGGAACGACGACAGGAUAUUGACUACGUGCCUCAGCCUCUGCAGAAUCAGCAGCAAAGACCAAGCUAACGCAGCAGACGAGGGACAACCGCGGCGUUUGAGACGGGAGGUGGUCCUGCUCACCGAGGAUCGCAACCUCAGGGUGAAGGCUUUGGCCAGGGACGUGCCUGUGAGGGAAGUGCCCGACUUCAUGCAAUGGGCCGGACUCGGCUGAGACACCAGGACGUGAUCGCGAUCAACUAUCUCUGCUGACGAGAAAUCUCCUGUGUUCCUGCCGCGCGAGCUCGACCAGCAAAACCGAACGCAAGACGAGAGGAGGAAGCCGAAGGAAAUGCAAAACCGAUCCUCGUCGCGAAUCUUUCUCGCGGUCGAUUGUCUACCGUGUCGACCGCUCGCACGCGCGCAUGCGACGCUGUAAUUGCGUAAGUGUGCGUCUCAAGUGGGUAUAUAAUACAUUCUCAGCCUCUCGCCCGACAUGAUACACAUCCCUCGCCUUUUUUUUUAUCUUUUUCUAUAUCCCACACAGAGAAAGGGAGAGAGAGAGAGAGAAAGAAAGAGCAAGCGAGUGAAUGAAAAGAUGAGAAGAGAGAAAGAAAGAGAUGAAAGAGCGAAAAGGAAUGCGCUAAUCUGCGUGCGGCCGCGUAAAACUGCGAGCGGUGUAUGACUAUGUACGAGUGACUAGUAAGAAAUCAUCUCGAAAGAACUUGUCGCUUCGGCCGGAAACGCCGAGCCAUUCGAAGGCUCCUCGAGCGUGACCGUGACACUUCCCACCUUUGCAACACCCCCAACUGUCCCGUGUAUCUCGAACGUGUAGACGUAAAAUCUCGACGAGAACUUUUUCGCGCGGUGACGUAUAACGGAUGAGCCGAGAGAGACGCGUUGGGCGCAACCAAAGACGUUCAACCAGGCGUACGGACGUGGCGAGAUAAAAUUGGAUAGAGAAAAAGAGGAAGAGCGAGAACGUGAUGGAGACAAACGAGGACUUGUCGAUGGAGAGAGAGAGAGAGUGAGAAUACUACGAGAACGGUAAAAAAAGAGCAUACAAAAAGAAACCCUACUGUCUUGCAGUUGUUGCCGCUACUUAUAGAUUGUUUUUAUCGGUGACGGUCGCCGCCUAUUGUGGCCGGAUUUGUUUUGCACGAUUCCGUUCGGCGAUGUUCACUUCGUUACGCGAGACACAUCAUUAUCUAUAAGAAGAAAAAGGCCAAAAAAAAGGAGAGAAAACUUUUAUACCAUACGUGUCGGCAUCGCCUUCGUUCGCAGCGAUCGCGAAACGUGUCUUUUUUAUUACCGCCAUCGUCCCAUCGCAAUUCCCCAUUUGACAUUUUCCACAAUGAGAAAGAGAGAGAGAGAGAAAGAGAGGAGACACGACCCUCCCCUCCGUUCCUUACGUUAAUGCCAUUAACGUCAUUACCUGUAAGCUGCCAUAAAGUUAAAUUAUCGGCGACGGUUCAUUUCCAACGAAUGAACAGCGGUAACCGGUUGCGCUGCAUCGCCGUAGAACGAGAGAUGACGAUCGAUCCAACCGCGACACCGAUCGCGCUACGAUCAAGCUCGUGGGGAUGACUUUUCAGAGGCGAUCUCGGGAGCGGCUCGCGUUUCCGAAAGUUCUCGUCCAUUCACGCGCCAGGUGCGCGUCGUGCAAUUACCGACAAUUUUUUGCCUCACUCACAUAAGGUACAAUCGUGCACAUUUGGUUCCACACAAGAAGAUUGUCAAACGAAUUUUUUCGGCUACACAACAUCACGUGUAUUCUGGCGCGUUGAUCGUACGUCGGCUUUUGGGCGGAGACGCUUGCCGAUUGUCUCCCGUGGACGUAUUUACCACACACGUACGCGCGCGUAAACAACGUAGCCAACGAGGUGCGCGGCACCUCUUCUCAUUGCCUGCGGGUACUCGCUUGUGUGGCUUGUACAUUAACACUUGUGGUACGCCGGCUUAAGACUUAGAAGUUUAGCGUAAGAAUAUACGAAACACGCGGAUCGAUUUUGCACAGAGAGAAUUAUCGGCCGCGCGCCUGUAACCGUGGUGUUCUUUAGAAUAUCGGAGAUUAACUUUUUAUCGAAGACGGGGGAAGGCGGGAUAUCUCGGAGCGAUGAUCGCGAUCAUUCCGACACCGUGCGACGAUCAGGACGACGACGACGACGACGACGACAACGACGGCGGCGGCGGCAGCGUCUUGAUCGACGUUGAGUUAGCGCGCAAGAUGUCAGCCUGGCUCCACGCCAUACGUGUGCUUGUCGAUGCGAUCGCGAUCGAGAGAUUAGGAUUUGUAAAGAGAAGCACGCAUCGCCAAUCGAUGUUGCUUGCGCGGAUUGGAAUCGAGCGGGGACGCCCCGGGAUCGCGACUUUUCCCCAGGACGCCCGACGGGUCGUCGGGAGUGAGAGCCGACAUCGGUGUUUCCUUCGUGUCUUUUCGUACUCCUCGUUUUUGCCAGAUACGUAUACGAGACCUUGCGGGAGAGAAACUCGGAAGCGCACGGUGGUGUCGAGACACGCGCGCGACCAGCAAGGAACCGAUCGAGUAGCGCGAACACGAUGUCCUAUUUUUCGACAGAGAUAAGGUAGUUACUUAACAUGCUCCGUAGCGAUUAAGAAGUGCGUGCGUGCGAGAGAAUGUAAGAAAGAGAGGGAGAGAAUGGCGAUUAGACUAGACAUAGAGGAGAGUAGAAAAGAGAAGAGGGAGAGGAAAGGGAGAGUCGGUCAGCAGAGAUGAAUCAAGCGUUCGGCACACUGAAGCAAUCGCAUCUACGAGAAAACCUCGACGUUAUCCGGAAGCAUCGUCUAAACUCUUGUGAAUUAUAUCGACUUGGCAAGCAGAAGAAGAGCCCACCCGCGCAGCCCGGGCGAAAUCGUUUUGUUACACCGCGCCGUUCCGCUCGAGAAACCGUACAUAGUUCGGACGGAGAAGAAAGUCCUCCUUCCGGGUGAGGCUGUCCGCUCGUCGUCGCUUUAACGUCACAAGAAGCAUAUGAAAAUACCUCCUCCGAUCGGUGAAAUCCGUAAGAAAGUGCUCUCGGUCGCACGAAUGACAAAAUUUAAAAGAAAUGCCCGCCCGUGCACGGAGACUCUUCCGCUGCUUUCUCGUGAUUUUUAAUUUUCCCACGGAAAAUCGCAAACGAUCGCGAGCUGGGAACGCAGCGGCGAGUCAGAUUCCGCGAAACACGUCGAGGUCUUAUUUAAGCGUAAGUACUUCUCAAUGUCGCCAGAGACGGUGAAGUAUCGUUUGCUGACGAUACUUCGCCAGGAUUCAGAAUCGAUGCGUCGAGACACAGAGAGAGAGAGAUAGAGAGAGAGAGAGAGAGAGAGAGAGAGAGAAAGAGGCAGAGUAGGUGAGAGAAAGAGAAAAAUGAACUUCACGCCUGUGUGUGCGAACGAGAAGUUGUUCAUACCUCUCGUCCUUCGGCGUGUUCGUUUGCUUUGGCAUCUUUUUUCUUUUUCCCCUACCAUCUUCUUCCUCGACGCCGUUUUUAGCUCAAUUUUUUAUCCGAACCUCCACGACAAGGAGAGAAAGAGAGAAAGAGAGAGAAUGUCGAUGAAGUUGAUAAAAGUUCACGCAAAGCACCGACGAUGUACACACACUGUCAUUAUUUUUCACUAAUUUCUAAGUAUAUCAUUCGUAGACUUUUUAAUGCGCGUGUUCUCGGUCGCCGUAAGUGACCAAUUAAUUCAUACGAAGACAAGCAAAUGUUCCGAGGCGGAAGGAACGCGACAAGUGGCCGGGUGAAAUCGAUUGCGCGAGUGCAGCAUGCAAUCGCCAAUACACAAAAGGAAUUAUCGGCAAACUAUCCCCUUCUCUUUUUUCAAUUGACGUCCAUAUCUGUGCGGGAUGCGGCCUUAGUGAUGUCAAGAGAACGCGAAAAGGUCUAUGCACAAUCGACUGAACGCGUUAAACAUUUUGGUUUAAAUAAUUCGUUAAUUAUAAUUCGUUAUAAUCAUAUAAUAUUAAUGUUCCAGCAUGAUUCUUUAUAAAGUCAUCGUUUUGCCGCUGUGAUUACGAUUGUAAUACGAAAACGAGUGGGAUGUUUGUACGCAAAAUUUGGACGAAAAGUUUCACGUAGUGGAAGACGCGUCUCGAUGGUCUGUUUCUCGCGGUCUGUUUCUCUUGUCGAAAGGGGGAGAGUUUGUCGAUAAUCUCCGCCAACUAGAUGUACGAUAACAAUCAGGGUAUAGUUUGCAAUUGUAUUCCGAGCAUAUCACACAGCGUUUAUCUAUAUCAUCGAGCCCCCUUCUCUGCAAUAGACGUAGAGCAGUGCAAUAGACUCACCACCCGCGCGAAUAAUAUUGCCACCCACGAUAAGACCAUCCGUCCCUCCCUCACGAGCUCACGAUCCAUUUUCGCUGUUUCGAUGUAACAUAUAGCUCCAUCCGAGACUCACUCCGGUCUUUCACUAUGAAAUUGCAUACGUCGAUCUUGUCGCGGCCGACAACGAUCGGCUUGCGCGAUCGAGUUCAUGGUAGCCCGUGCUUGAGAGAGAUAGAAGAGGGAAAGAAAGAAAAACAAAAGUUGGAACGCCUGAUUAUUAGGUAGACAAUUGUCAUAUAAGAUAGACAUCGUGAUUUUUAGAGUACGAUGUAUCCCGGAAGCGGGAUCCCGCCCUGCGGCUCUCCCGCUUCCGAGAUAACUCCCACACCGUAAGUGUACCUAUACCUAUGAAUGUAUAUAGGUAUAUAUAAUUAUAUAUAAUUAUAUAUACAUAUUAUAUAUAAUUAUACAUAUAUAAAUACACCAGUCUCUCACUUCCACCUACCACUCGCAUCCACACACACACACACACAUUCACGCAGCAUACACACGGACACAUACACGCCCGAUUUUAUGCUAGAUUCCCGCAAUAUCUAUUAAAUCUAUAUACGUGUAUUAUCAUGUGACGAAGCACAACUCGUUUGUAUUUCGUCUCAGGAAAAGCUAUUUGCCGAUACAAUUCGAUACGAUGACGACGAUCAUGAUGAACCGCGAAGACGACGAUGAUUUUAGAACGGAAGUUUUUAGGCUAAUCGUUUAUUACACUUAUGAGAAAUGUCGCUACUAUAGUGUUACCACUUUGAAUAUUCAAUAAAAAGUGACGUUGAGCCCCUUUUAGCGUUAUUAUGUUAUGUACCUAUACGGUAAUAUUAUACGAUAUUUAGUAUAUACAA